Molecule: messenger RNA, 2628 nt
Organism: Huiozyma naganishii CBS 8797
Lineage: Eukaryota; Fungi; Ascomycota; Saccharomycetes; Saccharomycetales; Saccharomycetaceae
Gene: GAL4
Product: galactose-responsive transcription factor GAL4
Exons: 1
Coding region: 1-2628 (875 amino acids)
Biological process (GO): DNA-templated transcription; positive regulation of transcription from RNA polymerase II promoter by galactose
Cellular component (GO): nucleus
Molecular function (GO): RNA polymerase II cis-regulatory region sequence-specific DNA binding; DNA-binding transcription factor activity, RNA polymerase II-specific; zinc ion binding
Source: RefSeq, a predicted model, not a curated record
AUGAUCCGAAUGAAAGAGGAGGAGAGUAGGCAUCACGCCAAUUCGAGUACAGACCAGGCGUGUGAUCUGUGUAGAAUCAAGAAGCUGAAAUGCUCUAAGGACAAACCUGCGUGCAGGAAAUGUGCGAAGAACGGUUGGAACUGUACUUAUUCGCCGAAGGCGAAAAGGUCUCCGCUGACGAGAGCACAUUUAACAGAAGUGGAGAACGAGCUGGCAUAUUUCCAGAGUCUCUUCAACACACUGUACCCGAACCAACAACUCAACGAUGUCAUGGAACGGUUGGGUACCGGUAUGUCCGAUGCUCCGUCGGCGGCCUCGCUUGAUACAACCCGCGGUGCGUCGUCUAGUCCCGUGACGCGGACAGGCAAGGAUGGCAGCAAUGUUCUCUUCACCCAGGAGGUGGAUGGUACUUGUAUCCCUGCAGAUAUACUGAAUGGGUUCAACUGGAGUGAGUUGUCCAUGGCAUCGGAUGCGGUGAACUCCAACACUUUUGUCAAUUUUCUGGACGGCGUAAACUGUGGGGUCUAUGGCCCCGCAUCGAAGGUCUCACAAAUGAGGUCGAUCAAGUCUAACAUCCACGGGUUUAUGACUGUAAACUCGAUAAAACAAUUAGUCAACGAUUCAAGCGAUAACGUCACAGAGGGUGGGCUAGACCGGACUAACUUUAUCGCAGGCGAGGGAUCGCAGCAACAUAACGUGGUGUUGGAUAAGGUCUUCUUAACAAAGAAAUCAACGACCAAACGAUACGUGCAGUACUACUUCGAAAAAUUUCAUCCAUUCCACCCGAUAAUAAAUGAAAGGGAAUUCAUGGCCCACUUCAAAAGUAGGGACACGUUGAUGGUGCCCGAUGAUAUCAAGGACUGGGCCUCUACAAAGAAAACACUUUCGACGGAUAAUAUCGAGUGGCAGUUCCUACUAAGUAUUGUGCUGGCUCUCGGAUCGUGGUGCAAUGAUGGUGAGUCCACUGAUAUUGAUCGGUAUUACUACAAGAGUGCCGCAUUUUAUUUGAAUGAUGCAAACAUGCUCCUGUUUACAAGCUCUGUCAACCUGAUAGUGACUUUGAACUUAUUUUCCUUGUAUCUUACAAUUAAAAACACAUUCUGGAAUAACUUAAACUCCGCAUACCAGAUAAACGGUCUGGCUAUUAGGAUGGCAGUUUCACUGGGUCUGAAUAUAAAGGACAUACCGACGUCCACCGAGAACGUAACUAUGCUAAAACAGAGGAAACUGUUAUGGUACGCACUAGUGAAUCAAGAUAUACUCUUGAACAUGCAUUUCGAUAGAUCUAAUUUGUUCAAUUCGCUAAACUAUAUUCCAAUCGAUGAGUUACAGAUUUUUCUGAAUGCCAACGAACACAAGGAGUUCAUCUCUAUCACCGAUAUGAACCAGUGGCUACUGUUGAAACUUAGAACAGUGAACACAUGCGAUUACAGCACGUUGCUUUCAACAGUUAAUUUUCUUGAUAAAGUUGGCGAUAAAAUUACACAUCCAGUCAAAGAUAUGUUGCAACUUCACAUCAACAAUUUCACGAUCAGGAAGUUUGUCUCCGUAAACGAUCAAUUGUCUGAGACUAAUGUUUUGGAGAAAGUGUUAGAAUUACAUUUAAGAUCAGUCAGGAGAUUAUUUUUAUGCAUAGAUUCACAACUACAAACAGGGAAAAACAGAACGUCGCCUUUUGUAGCGUGGUGUUUUGUUUCUCAGCUGUUCGAUUUCUCAGCGACAAUUCUGAAAUACUUGUUCGACACAAGGUUUCCCCUUGUUAAUACUAAUUAUAGUACGUCCAACGAAUUAAUGAUGCACCUGAAGUCAAUUGUUAAGUACCUCCAAGUUUUCAAAGAUUUGCACCUUUUACAAAAUUCCGCCAUUGACUUUUAUUUGAAUUUGUUGAAUAAUGUAUUGUCCACUACCUUCUCAGGUAACGACAAUAUCAAUGUACUGAGAAACCCAUCAACAGCGGAUGACAUGCCCAUUUCCGCUAAUAACACUAAUAAUAUUCUGAGCAAUAAUGACCAGUCCUAUAUGAAAACUGCCAAUAACGGCAAUAACAGAUUAGCAACGAUCACCGAAUCCUCUAACCUGGGGGCAAAUGCUUCUUAUAAACCUACGAAGAGCUAUACAAAUCUGAUAAACUUAUUGUCGAACAAAUUGACGACUUCACCAAGUGUAUCAUUCUUCCCAACUUCGUCCAAUCCACCAUCCAAUCCUACCACCCCACAAAUACUUGGUCUGCAAGACCAGCCUGGGUGGAGACCCAUGAACAACGAAAACAACCCUGCAACCGAGAACAACCCAACUUUCACAGGAGGGACAAACUCGCAAACGUCAAUGUUCCCCUCGAUGUCAAUGGAAAACCCGCUGACACUCAUGAACAACCCAUUGCCAGGCAACCCCGGAAUAAACAGUAAUUUGAACUGGAACGACAAUUCAGCAUUCAGCACGGUGGGGUUCACCAAUGGAUUGUUUAACACUACUACCAUGGACGAUGUGUACAAUUACUUAUUCGACGACAACACAACGGUGCAGAACAUGCCAAGUAGCAAUAUUGUUUCCGAUGUAACGGCCUCUGAGAGGACAGAGGAUAAACCGUUCAUGUUUCGUCAACCGUCCACAAAUUCCACGGGUGAUUGA